Molecule: messenger RNA, 5626 nt
Organism: Geodia barretti
Lineage: Eukaryota; Metazoa; Porifera; Demospongiae; Tetractinellida; Geodiidae
Source: the annotation of a GenBank genome assembly
AGGUCAUGAAUUACGAUCAUCGGUCGAGUUUUCGGGAAUUUCUGCGUCUUCUGCCGUUCGAGUGAGUUAUUUUAGCCAUUGUUUCCAAGUCUCCCCUCCACUUGACGAGUCCUCAGUUGUGGCUCCGUCUCAGAGCGCCCCGAAAUUCCGCUGCAAUUUUCCGGCCGGUUUUGAUGGGCAUUAUUUAGAACAAUUUUCCGCAGCUGAUGGACAGCGUCUCCAGCUCGUCGGAAGACAGCAGCAACUCCAAGCCACACCAAGGGGGCGGGGUCUCGGGGGGCGAGGAGACGGAGGGGGUUUAUUUUCCACCUCACUUCCCUCAGCAAGGAAGACGGGGCAGCGGUGGGUCUGAGUUCUCCCCUCAGACUGAUGAUAGCUCCGAGGAGGAUAGUAGUGAGGAUGAUGACAGCCGUCAGAGCCCCACCCAACCUGUCCCCAUCCGAACUUAUGCUCCGCCCACCAACUUCAGUACAAACGACAGUACAACAGGAACGGUAUCGGGACAGGGUUCUCGGCACGGCUCCAUUCCAUACCAGAGUGUCCCCAUUCGGCGUCGCCUGGUGAACUACAAGCAGUUCUACAAUGAGAGAGACAGCACCGGGACGGAGGAGGAAGAGGAGGAAGAGGAGGUGGGGUGGAGGACAGGUAGAAGAAAGAGUGAGGACAGUGAGUUUGAGCUGUCGGAUGGAGAGGAAGAAGAAGACAGUUUCUCCGAGACGGGGGAGGAGAGUUCGGAGUGGGAGGAUCCUGGGCGGGGACGGAGCCAGUCAUCCAGGGGGGUGUGGCCUGUGUCUGACAGCGACAGUGACUACAGACCUGGUGUGGGGAGGGGGAAGAGGAGAGGGAGGAAGAGACAGCCAAUGAAAAACCACUGGAGCGAAGCCAAUUACGACUAUUCUGUGAAGGAGGCAGAGGCAACUAGUGACACUGACUCUGAAUUUGAGCCUGGAACAAGGAGGAAGAGGACAGGGCAGGGGGCCAGGAGAUCACCUGAUUUCGCACGGGCAACGACUGGUCGUAAAAGGGGUGUGGUCUCAUACAAGGAGUCGUCUCACUCGGAGGUGAGUGAGGGUGAGAUUGGUGAGGGGGGAGGAGGGGAGGGGGCUGAGGAAGACGGAAGAGAUGGACUUGAGAGAGUGGCUCGGAGCAGAUCUCGACCUGGUGCAGGAGAUGUAAUGACAUCAGUGAUGGAGGAGGGGGAGGGAGUGACUGAAUACCUGAUAAAGUGGAAAGGGAAAUCGUACAUGCACAGCAGCUGGCACACAGAGUCAGAGCUGCGGAGUAUGGACAUCAGGGGACUGAAGAAACUAGACAACUAUCUCCGUCGGCAGGAGGAGAUGUCGCAAUGGGAGGCCGGCGCAAACGCAGAGGACAUCGAGUUCUUCCGUUGCCAGGAGCAACUGCAGGAGCAGCUGCUGACUCAGCACACCCAGGUCGAGAGGGUCAUUGGUGCCAGGAACGGGGGGGAGGGGCAGCAGGAGUACCUGUGUAAGUGGAGAGGACUCCCUUACAGCGAGGCCACUUGGGAGCCAAACUCCCUCAUCGACACCUCAUUCCAGCCCCAGAUUGACGCCUUCCUGGAGAGAAACAACUCAGACUGUAUCCCCGGCAGGAAUUUGAAAGUUCUUCGGGCGCGACCUCGCUUCCAGGUGUUGAAGGAGCAGCCGCCAACCCUGGGGCGAAGGGUAGGAGGAGAGAGAGGAGGAGGAGGGAGAGGAGGGUUAAUUCUCAGAGACUACCAACUAGAUGGUGUCAACUGGCUGGCUCAUUCCUGGGCCAAGAACAACUCGGUCAUACUGGCAGAUGAGAUGGGACUGGGGAAGACCAUUCAGACCAUCACGUUCCUCCACUACCUCUCCCACUACCACCAGCUGUACGGACCGUUCCUUGUGGUCGUACCACUCUCGACCAUGCCAGCAUGGCACCGCGAGUUUGAGCUGUGGGCGCCAGACCAUAACCUAGUGGUCUACAUUGGCGACGUCGUCAGUAGACAAAAGAUCAGAGAGUACGAAUGGUGUCAUCCGAACAAGAGACUCAAGUUUAACUCCAUCCUCACUACAUACGAGAUCCUGCUGAAGGACAAGCAGUUCCUUGGUGCCAUCAGCUGGGCGGUGCUGGUGGUCGACGAGGCACAUAGACUCAAGAACGAUGACUCUCUCCUCUACAGAACCCUCACCGAGUUCAGGACUAACCACCGCCUACUUAUCACCGGGACGCCUCUCCAGAACUCACUCAAGGAACUGUGGUCUCUACUCCAUUUCAUAAUGCCAGGGACAUUCCCUGACUGGGAGGGAUUCGAGGAGGUCCAUAGGGCCUAUGGGGAGGGUGACACCCACUCCCUCUCCUCCCUCCACCAGCAGCUACAACCCUUCCUCCUGCGCCGCAUGAAGAAAGACGUGGAGAAGAGUCUCCCGGCCAAGGUGGAGCAGAUUCUGAGGGUGGACAUGUCCUCUGCCCAGAAACAGUACUACAGGUGGAUAUUGGCACGGAACUACGCAGCCCUCAGUAAGGGGGUCAAAGGUAGCAUCACGGGAUUCAUCAACAUCAUGAUGGAGUUGAAGAAAUGCUGCAACCAUACGUGGAUAGUGAGGUCUCCUGACGUGUUCCCCUCCCAGCCCAGCGAGAGAGUUCAGUCGCUCCUGAGAGGCAGUGGGAAGCUAUUUCUGCUGGACAAACUGCUGACGCGGCUCCACGCAGGCGGACAUCGCGUCCUCAUUUUCUCCCAGAUGGUCCGCAUGCUCGACAUUCUGGCCGAGUACAUGCAGCUGAAACACUACCUCUACCAGAGACUGGACGGCUCCAUCAAGGGGGACGUAAGGAAGGAAGCCAUUGACCAUUUCAACGCAGAGGGAUCUCUGGACUUCUGUUUCCUCUUGUCGACGAGGGCAGGUGGACUGGGGGUGAACUUGGCGACGGCCGACACCGUGGUGAUAUUUGACUCCGACUGGAACCCCCAGAACGACUUGCAGGCUCAGGCCCGGGCCCACCGCAUCGGUCAGAAGAAACAGGUGAACAUCUACCGACUGGUGACCAGUAACAGUAUUGAGCAGGACAUCGUGGAGAGGGCCAAGAGGAAGAUGGUGUUGGAUCACCUGGUCAUCCAGAGAAUGGACACCACGGGACGCACUGUUCUCUCUACCGAGCCUGCCAGGGCUAAUAUUCCAUUUGACAAAGAGGAACUCAGUGCCAUACUGAAGUUUGGGGCGGCAGAGUUGUUCAGUGAGGGGGGAGGGGGAGAGGGGGGAGGGGACCAGGCUCUCCAGGAAAUGGAUAUCGACGAUAUUCUGCAGCGAGCAGAGACACAAGUGGCCACUGAGGACACCUGCACCGUGGCCGAUGAACUGCUCUCUCAGUUUAAAGUUGCUACUUUUGCUCUGGACGAGGAAGUGGGUGGGGCUAAUGUCCCUCCAGCCACACCCACUGAGGAGAAGGCACUGCUGCUAAGCCCCACCCCCCAGUCGGAGAAAAGGAGGCGUGGUCGGGGGACAGAGCAGCGAGGGUGGGAGGAGAUAAUCCCAGCGGAGCUGCUACAGGAGGUGGAGGAAGAGGAGAAGCAGAGGGAGGAGCUCCAGUUGUACCUUCCUCCCCGACAGAGGACUGUGCAGAAUUACUGUGAGGACCAGCAGACGUCUACGACGAGAAGCAGCAAUGGUGGACGAAGCCGCAGAGCUGCCAGGGGAGGGGGCGGAGCCAGAGAUCGGGCGGGAGGGAGGAAGAGGAGAGGGGGAGAUGAAGGGGAUGGUAAGGCAGAGAGCAACGACAAUUCAAGUGUAGUUCGAAAGAACGUGAGAGGAUUCACCAACUCUGAGAUCAAGAGGUUCAUCCGUAGCUACCUGAGGUUUGCGCCACCCAACUCUCGGCUGGAGGAGGUGGCUAGUGACGCUGGCCUGCAGGAGAAGAGUCUGUCUGAGCUCCAGAGACUGGCCGACACCCUCAGUGACGGCGUGGACCUGGCUGAGCGGGAACACAACUCCAGGUCUGAAGGAGAGAGGGGAGAGAAGGGUCCAGUUCUGCAGCUAUCCAGAGUCUCUGUGCCUGUCUCGUCGUUCAAGGCCAGACUGGAGGAGCUGCAGGCUCUGGCUGACUGUCUGCCUGCCAGUCAGGAUGCCAGGAAGAAGUACAGGAUGGUGACGAGAGCCAAGCCAGUCACCUGGCCCAGGGUGCGAUGGUCUCCGGUUGACGACUCCAGACUGCUGGUCGGCAUCCUGAAACACGGCAUUGGGAACUGGGACAGUAUUCGGGACGACCCGGAUUUAAAUAUGGGCAAAAAGAUAUUGCUGGAAGACAAGUCGCGCAAGCCGCAGGCCUCUCAUCUCCUCACCAGAGUGGAGUACCUCCUGAAAUUACUGGUGACUGAGACACAAACCACCAGACAAAAGGGAGGAAGAGGAGGGAGGAAGGGAGCAGCUGCUGCUAAACCAGUUCACCGAACAGCUACCCGAACAAGAAAACCGGUUUCAAAAUCUGUCAAACCUCCUCCGAGAACUAGUCAGGUGCCUCCGACCUCUCUCACCGUUCAAAUCCCUCGCGACCUACUAGCCCAGUGUCCUGAAGGAGUGGUCGGAGACAUUCAGGACAGAAAGACCAAGAGACCUGUCCUACAGGACAAGGUUCCUCCUAUUAAGAUGGCAAAGAUGGACCCGGGAAGGGGGCGUGGCAGCUCGUUCAGCGAGGAAGACUGGGAGGAAAGAGAACUGGACGAGGAAGUAUUCAAAAAGAGCAAGCAGGUGAUGCGGCCGGUGAAGCGGAGUCUGAUGGACCUGAACACGGAGAGUACGGGGGAAGGGGAGAGUUUUAAGAAAGCGGUGGUGGAGAUUGGGGAACACAUCUCCUCCAGUCUGACACAGUGGGCUCGUUCUGACGACAGGAAGCUAUGGAGGAGGAAUUUGUGGGUGUUUGUGUCCAAGUUCUCCAGAGGCAGUGCCCAUGACAUCCACAGACUCUACCUCCGACUAAAGUCUGACCAGUCGGCCCUCAAGAAGUCUGCUGCUCCCAUCAAGAAACGAUACAUGCCAACCACAGACUCCUCCCAUGACACACCCAGACCUAGAGAGAAUUUUGACCCCGGAUACAGACCCCCCAGUGACAGCAAUCCUGCCCACGGAAAGGCCAGAAAAUAGUUAUCGACACUUUUUCAAUUUUCUCUGACUGCUCUGAUCAGGUUUCAUUCACACACACUUCUAUUUAUAAGUGAAAUGUUCUUGCGCAUGCGUAUUUGUGAGUGCAAAGCACACAGCAUGCAGGAUGUCGUCGACAGGUGUGAGUACGUUGUUUGCCUUGCUAGUGACGCUCUGCGGGGCUGCAGACCUGUCGGAGAGGGAAGGGUCGGGCUCGGAGAGCGGUAGCGGGGACUCGAGCGACUCCUCAGAGCCGGUGCUAAGCGCAGAGGCCAUCGCCAACAUAGCGGCGUCUGCAGCUGCAGUGGCCGUGCUGGGCGGAGCCAUGUGCUAUCUCCUGAUGUGUUUCAACAAGCAGGAGCGAAUUGAGCGAGUUCGAGCGGCGCAGGAGAGAAACAGGCAGAUAUCUAGAAGGCUGGAGACCGCCAAACUGGCAAAGAAGGAGAAGCAACAGACGCAUUCAGCCGCAGAGCGGCAGGCAGAGAUGGGGAGUCACGGGGAGGAAGGCG